Molecule: messenger RNA, 693 nt
Organism: Racocetra persica
Lineage: Eukaryota; Fungi; Glomeromycota; Glomeromycetes; Diversisporales; Gigasporaceae
Source: the annotation of a GenBank genome assembly
AUCGCACAGGGAGAUCACAAGGCUAGAGGCAGAGGCUGUAAUUCUGAGAAUAAGGUCCUUUGCAAGAAUGCUCCAGCAUUCCUAGAUCGACUUACAUAUAGACAAUCGAGGAGCAAUAGGAACAGUUUUAAAAGAGGGAAGCUUACCUUGGCAAAAGGAUUUACUAAAAAGUUAAACCCGGCAGACUUCCUAAUCAGAUAUGUAGACCCAAAUGAUUGGUGUCUAAAUCAGUUAGUUUUCAUGAUGUUGGAAGACAGGUGGGGUCCUCAUACUAUCGAUCGAAUGGCAGACAAUCAGAACACCAAAAUGGAGCAAUUCAACAGCAGCUCUAAUCCAUCGUAUCCUUCAACACAUAAGAGAAGAAAAGGCUGUGGCAACUAUAAUCGUCCCAAGAUGGGUAUUAGCGGAGUGGUGGCCAAUAUUAAUGAAUAUGACAAUAGAUUUGUUGCUCCUGCCUCCAGUCCAAGUAUCAUUUACCAAAGGGAUUUCAGGAGAAGUAGAACCGUGGAGAAACCUGAGUUGGCAGUUUGUGGUAGCAAGAGUAGGGAUUUCUGUGAAGUUAUGGAUUUGAGGGCGCUUCUAGCUGAGGUUGAUACAUUAGUAUCCUUUAUUGUUUGGCUAGAUUUAACCCAGUCGUUUUCAGGUUGUAUGGAUGUUCUAGCAGCAGUUUCAAGGGCACACCUAGAGGCCUAG